UUCCAUAUAUAGUAACUUUUUUCUCUUUUUUAUUUUACUCUAUCUUACUUUAUUCUCUUCACUCCUCAAUUCAUUCUACACUGCAUUGCUUCACGAUCUGCUUUCUCUAUUUCCAACCCUCACUUCGAUAUUCCAGUGAGCGGCAUAAUCUCCAUCCACGACGAGACGCAUCUACCUCAACUUCUAAUGUGCCAUUCAAUUGCUAUGAUUAAUUAUCAUAUAAUUAUUCAGACCACAUUUCUGAUAACAUUGGAUAAUCUCUCUCUCUCUCUCCACUCCUCAUUUCAAUAUUCGACCAUAAAAUCUCCAUCCACGACGAGAUGCAUCUACCUCAACUUCUAAAGUGUCGUUCGAUUACUAUGAUUCAUUAUCAUAUGAUUACGUGAAAUUAUUUUAAUUGGAAGGAAUGACUAUGACUGAAAUAUUACUCCAUAUGAUUAUCGUUAGUUAUAACAGUCAUAGAUGCCUUAAUGUAAGUUGUCAGUUAAAUUAAUAUGUUGUCAAUUAUAAUAUGUUCUCUUUCAUCAAAUAACACUAUAUAAACUUCAUAAACAACAAAAUGAAGAGGCUAUAAACUAAUUAAAACACGACUUCCCAAUCCAAGACAAUAAUUUUAAUCCUAGGUUUUCAAAUAUUAAAUGCUCCCACAGACGGAUCAGAUUAUCAACCAAAUCCAGAAUGUGUUAGAUCUUGCCUCCAGAAUAUUUGAAUCCUUUUUACUAUGAAAUGUGCGAAGAUGAAUUUGAUCCAAUACACAUUUCGAAUAAGUGUUGCAAGUACAUUUGUCAACUCACUUGACUAUGGUUGCUACAUUCUCGUUCUCGUUAAAAUAGUUGUGAAUAUGCACCUUUGCGACGAUAAACUAGGUGGUGACAUGGGUCAAGCCAUUUGGGUCUAAUGUUAUGGCUACACAAUGCUGUAACAUAUACACUACAUAUAGCGGUUGUUGAAAAUAAAAAAAUACGAUGUUUUAAUAAUACAUCUUCUAGCUAACUAAUUCUACGAUAUAAUUGUCUUUCUUACUUUUAUCAAGGUUAUUUAGUAAUUUUGUAUUAGUUUAAACAAUGCUAUAAACAACAUACCAAACACAAUUUAAAAAUAAUCUCAACAAUUUCACAAAUAAAAUUAUCAUAGGUUUACUUAUCUAACCAUGGAUACCAUAUACACCCUAAGUUGAGGCAUCUUCCAAAGCAUUGACUUCAAUCCAGUUUAUAUAGUAGUAUCUUUAAAGAAGACCACAUGCAAACAAAUCCUAGUACCUCUACUUCAAACCAGUUCAUGGAGAUAACCAUUCAAUUCAAAUAUGUAGCUGCAGAAACUGAUAUUGGAACACUAUACUAUUGCUAUUGAUCUCGGGACAAUUUUUAUGCUGCAGGAAGUUGAGAUUGGUAGCUAUUUAACGAACAAUCUGAUGCUUGAAAAAAUAUAAAUGAGGGUAGAGUUUAUUGAUGCGAUCCAACAGAGUGAUCAAAGUUACUAGUCGAAGCCAUUUUGAGUUCAUCGCAUGAUUAUGUUGGAACAGCAAAACAGGUUAGGGUAUUUUUUUUAUUAGAUGGCUUCACUUGAAUGGCAUCUAAGUCUUAAAUGAACACUAUUGGCUUGUUUUAUUUAGGUGUCUAGUUUCUAAACCAUCAAUAGAUUCAAUACAUUAUUACAUGGAAAUGGUGUGGCCUGAUGAUGACUUGUACAGAUUGUUUGAUCAACUGUAUUUGCAGAUUAGGAAAAAAUAUGUUGGAGAUUUUACAAAUUACGAAGUUGUUAGUUUCUGCAUACAUACAAUUGGACUUGACUUGCAACAUCUUCUCUCUUAUGCUUAAUUUAAGCUUAAAUUCGACAAGUCAUGCUUAGCUCCCCUCCAAUGAAAAAUAAUAUAAAUAACAAAAUGUCAUGCUUAGCUGACCUAACUCAUGCACUUACUACCUUCUCUUGUCAGGUAAGAAAGCUGACCAAUUUUCCUACCCAUAGUCACACACGCACAUAUAUAUACACCACAAACCUUGAUGACACAUUAUACCAAUACAUAAUUUAGUUCAACAUAACAAGUUAGAGCAGCGCACCUCUAAUGGCAGAGCACCAUAAGAAGAUAUAUCCAGAUGUUGAAGUAGCGAUGCCUACUCGGCCGCGAGCCUCGCUUGGACUAGAAACUGGAGAUCCAUCAUCAAUUCCGAUGGUGCCACCAGGAAAACCCAAGCCUAAGCCUGAUCCCAAGCCCAAGCCGGACCCCGAUCCAGACCCUGAACCCGACCCUGAACCCAGACGUUGUUGCUGCAAAUGCCUUUGCUGGACGGUUGGCCUCCUGACGCUCCUGGUGUUCAUCGUUGGAGCCACUGCAGGCAUUAUAUACCUUGUGUUUCAACCCAAGCUUCCCAAAUAUUCAGUUGACAACCUCAGGGUAUCGGAUCUGACACUCAAUUUCGACAUGACCCUUUCGGCAAGGUUCAAUGUUAGGAUCACCACCGACAACCCCAACAAGAAGAUUGGAAUCUACUACGAGAAGGGUAGCCGUCUGAGCGUAUGGUACAAAGACACCAACCUCUGCCAAGGAGCCAUCCCCAAAUUCUACCAGGGGCAUCAAAACAAGACGGUGUUGAAUGUCGCCUUAACAGGGAGGAAUCAGUAUGGGACAACUCUGCUGAAUGCAUUGCAAGAGCAGCAGCAGACAGGCAGGGUGCCUCUCGAUCUUAAUAUAAAUGUGCCCGUCAGCAUCAAACUUGGAGCCCUCAAGCUCAGGAAGGUUAGGAUAUUGGGGACCUGCAUGUUGAUUGUUGAUAGUCUUACUGCUAAUAGCUUAAUCAGCAUUAAAGCAAGCAGCUGUCAUUUUGGACUCAAACUCUGAAUAAUUUCUUCUUCUUUUGGUCGCUGCCCGCGCCCCUCUUCCAAUGU
Molecule: messenger RNA, 2883 nt
Organism: Salvia splendens (bonfire salvia)
Lineage: Eukaryota; Viridiplantae; Streptophyta; Magnoliopsida; Lamiales; Lamiaceae
Product: NDR1/HIN1-like protein 6
Exons: 1
Coding region: 2063-2836 (257 amino acids)
Biological process (GO): defense response to other organism
Cellular component (GO): plasma membrane
Source: RefSeq, a predicted model, not a curated record